AUGUCGUAUGCGUUGAUGGAGUGGUACAAGCAGCUCUUUUCAGCACCUGCCUCUGCCUCCUCGCCUGUGGUUGUUGAAGAUGGAUCGGAUGAAGCGACUGAAGAUCUGCCAGACCCUCCUGAAGAUGAUGAGGAUAAUGAUGAUGAUGCCUCUGAUGAGCCAAGCUCUGAUGAAGCGCUCCCUCCCCUGCCAAUGAAGAAGGAUGGAACUGUGAGUACUAUGUGGCCGCUUGUUAGCCGCUUCUCAACUGCUUACGGGGUACCUAGGUUCACAUCACAAACAUGCGCAAGAAGGUAG
Messenger RNA from Aspergillus chevalieri, 297 nucleotides. RefSeq lists its product as uncharacterized. The record is from RefSeq and is a predicted model, not a curated record. The coding region runs from base 1 to 297 and encodes 98 amino acids. The transcript has 2 exons. NCBI's taxonomy places the organism in Eukaryota, Fungi, Ascomycota, Eurotiomycetes, Eurotiales, Aspergillaceae.